GGACUUCAGAUCGUUCCGCAAUGGCUUCCAAGACGGUAGGCAAACUGGCCGUUCCGAAGAUUCGCAGGACAGUACUUCCUCGCCCAGUGGGAUCGUGGUUCGCUUUGACCUGGCCACCUUUAGCAUCGUGGAGUCCUUGGAUCUGACAAACAGUGGUGCCAACUUUGAGUACAAACAGUUCAUGGACGGCUUCACCAACUACAAGUAUGGUUUCCUGGUCCCUGAGCAGAGCUACAAGAAGUUUGUGCGCUUCUCCCUCUCAAGCUUCGAUACAGCAUCUGUGACAGCAGCAGAUCUGUCGAGUGUCUCAGGGAGCUUUGUGAAAGGUCUGGUACGAGUGCGCUAUGGCUAUUUGGUGGUGAGUGAUGGAACCGUUGUGAAGAUCCACCUGGAGUCGAUGAGCCAUGAGACGCUGACUCCAGCAAGCGGACAGACACUGUGGAGUGGUCUGGUGGAUAGCAGUGGCAAUUUGUGGGGUCUUGCAGCGACAAACAGCUACAAAGAUUUCUACGCGCUUUGCCAGG
Durusdinium trenchii is the source of this 524-nucleotide messenger RNA. NCBI's taxonomy places the organism in Eukaryota, Dinophyceae, Suessiales, Symbiodiniaceae. The record is from the annotation of a GenBank genome assembly.